This is a messenger RNA of Ophidiomyces ophidiicola, 666 nucleotides long. RefSeq lists its product as uncharacterized. The transcript has 2 exons. The record is from RefSeq and is a predicted model, not a curated record. Lineage: Eukaryota; Fungi; Ascomycota; Eurotiomycetes; Onygenales; Onygenaceae. Bases 1 to 666 code for a protein of 221 amino acids.
AUGAUAGAAAACGGAAACAUCACAUUUGAGCAGCCGGCUUCCUCGUCGGCCACAGAGAAGCUGUCCGGCGACGUGGAACGCGGGCUCAACAAUGCCGUACGGCUGGCCGAGUUGCCCGCGAUCUCGGCCUACUCAUCCUUCACAGCGGUUGACAAGGCCUCGGCUGUGGAGGACUUCUCGGUCCGGGGCAGGUGUGUGCAGUACUUCGAGGAGGAGGUCGACACUAAACACACGGAAGUGGUCCUGCUGGUGUGCUCGUUCAUCUCGGGAGUGGUCGACAGCGCGGCAUUCAAUGCGUGGGGGAGUUUUGCCAGCAUGCAAACAGCUCCGGUGGGCGAAAUCAUUGAUUGCGAUCGCGACGUUCAUGGUAUCAGUGCUGUCCUUUACGUAUAUGUCGCGCUGGCUGGGGCCGCUGCGACGGUCAACACUGCUGGGAUCAUUUGGGCUGCAGACGGCGGCAGUGCUGGCGAGCAGCGUGCUGGUGCAGACCGGUGUGGUAGACUCGAGCCUAGCGGCGUCACAGCACGGGAUCGACUGGCUAUCGAUGGUGCCCAUCACGCUACUGGCGCUGCAGGCGGCGGGUCAGAUCGUGACGUCGCGCAUGGUGCAGGUGGAGGAGAUCCCAACGGUGGUGCUCACAACGGUACUCGCGGACUUGUUGAUUGA